Messenger RNA from Stegostoma tigrinum, 2842 nucleotides. It is a transcript of the gene dipk2b, whose product is annotated as divergent protein kinase domain 2B. The record is from RefSeq and is a predicted model, not a curated record. Bases 61 to 1452 code for a protein of 463 amino acids. Lineage: Eukaryota; Metazoa; Chordata; Chondrichthyes; Orectolobiformes; Stegostomatidae. The transcript has 5 exons.
GAGGCUAAUGGACGGACCAAGACGUCACUCCUGUUGUUGUAUCUACCUCAAAAAUACUUCAUGAACCAUUUGCAAAAGUUGCACCUAACUUUCUGGCGAACAGUUGCUGCACACAUAGUGAAGGCACAUGAAGCGGUUUUAAUGAAGUGCGAAAAGAUGUAUGUGCAGAGUUUAGCAAAUUUGGGGAGCCGUCUCAUCUUAGUCUUGAUAUCUCUGGAACCCUUGUCUCCAAGAUUGAAUACAAGAGCUAAAGCCACUGCUAACGUUACAAAGCUGAAACCAGUCUACAAUUUUGGCAGGAACUUUUUGGGUUUGGAUAAAUGCAAUGCCUGUAUAGGAACAUCUCUGUGCAGGAAGUUCUUCAAAGAAGAAAUCAGAUUUGAAAACUGGCUGUCUGCAGGUUUAAGACUCCCUCCUAGCCACAAGAAGACAUAUUUUGCAAAUUACACUGCUGAUACUGAGAAUUGGAAGCCAGUUGUCAUCUCUCGGUUACAAAGCAAGUUUCAGAAUGAACUUUCUGAUUGGAAAAUUUGCACCUCGGCUUCAAAGAAAGUUACGUGCAGCAUUGAGAAUGUUCUGAGAGGCACAGAAAGAUUCCAGAAAUGGCUGGCAGCUGAUCGACUCACUACUGAUUUAGUUCAGAGUCUCUCUAGCCCUUUGUUGAGAUGUCCUUCCCAGCGGCUGCUGGACCGGAUUGUUCGGCGUUACGCUGAAGUGAGGGACUCAGGCAGCGUCCUGAUGCGACAUUUCACUGAACGGGACAAACUGCGUCUGCUGUACACCUUGUCUGUGAACACCCACCCCAUUGUACUGCAGCUUUUUCCAGGGAUAGAAGGAUGGCCUUUUUUGCGAUAUUUUGGAUCUUGUGGUCGAGUAAUUGUGACUCCAAGGACUAAUCCCAUCAGAGAAUUUUAUACUGCAUCUCUGGAGGUCAUUGUAGACAUAGCUUACCAGCUUUUGCAAAUUACUCACUCCCUGGAAAACAAUGAUUUGAAUUAUUUCUUCUACUAUACCAGUGUCCAUGACAAGAUGUUUGGUACAUUUGAGGAUGGACGUCUUUAUAUUACAGACACCAGCUCAAUAGGCAUCAUCGAUAAACAGAAAGAUAAAGAAUUUGUGCAAGAAAUAAAGGGGAAAAAAGAUGUGUUCUCUUGCUUGGCUUCUGACUGUGAAAUGCAACACACACCUUGUGGGGAGAUCAGUGAGGCACAAAACUUCAUCAUAGUGUGCAGAGACCUACUGUCGAACCUACUGGCAGACAAAUUCAAGUCUUCUCCAUCUCUCCAGAAGCAAAUCGAUACAUUUCUGAGGCUGUGCAGUGAUGACUCGCUUUCAGCCAAUGUUACACUGAAGGCAGCUGAUUCGCUUAUGCAAUUGCUAAAAUCCCAGCGAUCCUGCGAUCCUCAUUUUGAAUACAGAUAUCCAGAAUGUAAAUACGUUAAAGGAUAUUGAGACCCCAUUUGUUCUCACUCACAUUUUGUUUCUUCAGGUCAGAGAGAUCCUGCAUAAUUCCAUGAGAUUGCUUGAACUGAAAUGAAUAAUUGGUGUUGGUCAUAAUACUGUUCCAAUAUGAAUAUCAUUGAAACAGCUUAGUGUGUCUGUGGUUACUUUACUGGACUGGUAAUCUAAAAACCUGGAAUAAACAACAUCAAUGGAAUUCAAUUUCUGCCACGCCAAUUGGAAAAUGUCACUGGAAUGUCUGGAGGUAUAAAAGCAGGUAUUAAUAAAACUGACCAUGAAGUUGUUUGGUCAUCAGUAAAGCUCAGCUGAUUACUGAGUAAUGUUUUACAGAGACAGACAUGACAUCCUCAUGUCUGGACUGUCUGCAAUGCCAGUCCCAUAUUGAUUCUCAACUGCAAGCAAACUGAUCAGCGGUGCCCAGAGCAGUCACUCCUGGCUUUAUUGGCACUGCACACAUCCCGAGUAUGAGUUCGGGAAAUGUCACCUCAACUCAGUCAGAAAUAUUGUCCCAGACAUUCCAAGGAGCAGUGAUUGCAGACAGAUCAUCACUCUGCUCCUACUCGUUUAUGUUAAGACUGAGCUCCAAAUUUCUCCUGUGCAGCUCCCACCCCUGUUUCUUCAGGAUUGCAGAGUAUACCUGAUACCCAGCAGUUAUCACAAUGGCGGAGUGGUGAAGGGACAUCAAACAUCUUCCCCUUACACAUUGCACUACCUGCCAUAUUCUAUAAUUUAAAUGCCCAACAGCACAGACAACUACAAUGUUGGCUUCUGUGAAAGGGUAGGUAUAGGAAAGCAUGGGGUUAGAGUGCCAGGUUGGUAAGGUGCCAGGUAGGGUGCCAAGCGGUGGCUAGUCAGGAUGGCUGUUUGUCAAGGGUUUGGAUGUGGUGUAGCUCGGGCUGAGUAGUGGAUCAGGGAAGUCAGUUUACAGUUAGCACUCUAGACUUCUAAUUCACCAAUUUUUCUCAUUCAACUAACAAGCUUAACUGAAGUGGAACACAUUGAAUUCUCUGCAGUUAAUGGAUUCUUUUGGGGGCGGGGGUUCCUGAUGCAGUGGAUUUGCCAAUAAGAAUGUACAAUUUCCCAGGCAAUUCCCUUGGAGUUUAUUGUGUCUGGGAUUCCACACGGUCCGAACAUGCAACUACCCAGUCUCCAGUGCUCCAACAGCUAUCCGGGCCAUUUCUCCUUCUCAACCAGAAUCUGGCCAUCCCAGUCUAAACCAGAAUUACAGUGCAUUCCACAAGGAAGAGGUGCUGUGUUACUGCUGGUAUCACUGCCACGAUUAUAUGUAAAACCAAGCUGUUAUCUGUUUAUUGGAGAUAAACUGCAAUAUUGCCUCUUUCUUCAAAACAAAAACACAAAGAUCUGGUCAACAUUUCCCUUG